Odobenus rosmarus divergens (Pacific walrus) is the source of this 1326-nucleotide messenger RNA. RefSeq names its product coiled-coil domain containing 113 (gene CFAP263). Lineage: Eukaryota; Metazoa; Chordata; Mammalia; Carnivora; Odobenidae. Gene Ontology annotation, biological process: cilium assembly. The record is from RefSeq and is a predicted model, not a curated record. Gene Ontology annotation, cellular component: ciliary basal body; axoneme. Bases 93 to 1226 code for a protein of 377 amino acids. The transcript has 9 exons.
CUGCUAGGUCGCAGCCCGCGUGACGCUCGGCCGCUAGCAGACGGCGCUCUUGGCUUCACUGAGCCUUGGCCAAGGGCCACUUGGGCAGAGUGAUGACUGAUGAGGACUCUGAGACCCCUGUCAGCAGAUUGCAGGGCGGGGAGGAGAACGAGCUGCCUGUUAUCCAGCUGUGUGGGCUGGUGGAAGAGCUCAGCUAUGGAAACUCUGCUCUCAAAACUGAGACAGAGAUGUUUGAGAAAUAUUAUAAUAAACUGGAGCCCAGAGAUCAGCGACAUCCACGAUUAUCAGAAAUUAAAAUAUCAGGAGCAGAAUUUGCACAGUUACGAGGUAGGCGUAGAUCCAAAUCCCGCAUAGGUCUGGACUAUGUGGUAGGCCUCAGUUGCGACCAAAAAUGUGAGCUUGUACAAAAGGAACUGGAAGACAUGAAGGAUGAAAUAAGGCACAUGAGAGCAAAUGCUGAACGAGACCUGCAGCAUCAUGAGGCUAUCAUUGAGGAAGCUGAAAUUCGAUGGGCUGAAGUUCAGAGAGCAAUGUAUGAGUUUAAAAAAGAUAUUCUAAAAACCAUAUCCAAGAAGAAAGGGAGUAUUUUGGCCACUCAGAAAGUGAUGAAGUACAUUGAGGACAUGAACCGCCGGAGGGAUAAUAUGAAGGAUAAAUUACGUUUGAAAAAUGUUUCUCUCAAAGUGCAGAGGAAAAAGAUGCUUUUACAGUUGAGGCAGAAGGAAGAGGUGGGCGAGGCUCUCCACGAUGUUGAUUUUCAGCAGCUGAAGAUUGAGAAUGCUCAGUUUUUAGAGACCAUCGAAGCAAAGAAUCAAGAACUGAUCCAGCUAAAGCUGGCGUCUGGAAACACCCUGCAGGUCCUAAACACGUACAAAAGCAAGCUACACCAAGCGAUGGAAGUGUCUGUCAAUCUGGACAAGGAGAUCUUGCUGAGAAAUGAGUUACUUGAAAAAAUUGAAAGAGAAACCCUACAAGUAGAGGAGGACCGGGCCAAGGCCGAGGCUUUGAACCAGAAGCUCCGCAAACAGCUGGCCGAGUUCCGCGCACCGCAGGUGAUGCUGUACGUGCGGGAGAAGGUCUUAAAUGGGGACCUGGAGAAGACCAUCAAGAUGUGGGAAAGGAAAGUGGAGAUUGCAGAGAUGUCCUUAAAAGGCUACCGCAAGGCGUGGAAUAAAAUGAAAACCACCAAUGAGCAGUUGCAGGCAAUUUGCCCCCCUGAGAAAUAGCCAGAGGGAGGCCACGGCUGCAGACCAGAGUGAUCCAUUAAAGUAAUCAGCUCCUUUCCAGUCAAGGGGUCCUCUCACUGUUUCCUGUGCUGCUUGGUGU